AUGGAACCCAAUUCACCAGCCCCAGCCUUGUACAUCACGGGACUGGGAUCGAAAUAUCCGCCAUAUCUGCUAGGUGCCGAAGACCUUGAUAAACUCGCAUCACCGUUUCAUGAUGUGAGCCGCCCAGGAAUCAAAAAGCUGCUUAAGGUCAACCGCUCAACGGGUAUUGAGACCAGAUCUGCAGUCCGACCGUAUGAGGAAGGAUUUGCAACACAGACGAACCCACCUUCAAUCUGUGAGAUUGACCAAUUUUUCCGUCAGGCCGGGGUCGACCUCGCCGUUCAAGCAUGCCAAAAGGCUCUCACAGAAGCACAUGUGUCUCCCCAGCAGAUCACCCACACGAUCGCGGUUACCUGUACCAACCAAGGUAAUCCGGGGUACGAUUUUCUCGUGGCCCGUAAAUUGAACCUCCCACUCCAUGUUGAUCGUAUGCUUCUCCACGGCGUUGGGUGCGCAGGUGGACUGUCAAUUUUGAAGGCCGCAGCGCAGAUAGCCGGUGGGGCAAGUCUGCGACGGAAACCGGCCCGCAUUUUGGCAUUUGCUUGUGAGCUGUGUACGCCCAAUGUGCGACAUUAUCUGUCGAUUGCAGAACGCAGUACAGAUUCUGAUCCAGUCAAUAUUGCAGCAGCUUUGUUCUCGGAUGCUGCGGCCGCUUUUGUUCUUUGUAAUGAGUAUGCUAUGGCUCAGGACGAGGAAGUCACUCCUCAAUUUGAGCUUCUGGAAUGGGGUUGUGAUGUGAUUCCGAGCACCGCUGAGCACAUGACAUUUUAUGCGGAUGUAGAUGGUUAUCGAGCUACUCUCGAUCGAGGUAUUCCCAAAUACACUAAACACGCUAUCGGACCGAUGUUUGAGAGACUUCUUCCGUCGUAUGAGGAGCAAUACAACUCUCAUUCAAGAGCAGGCGGGGAGCUGCUGAGCCCGCUCGGGAUCCGUGAUUUCGAUUGGGCCUUGCAUCCGGGAGGGAAGGCAAUCAUAGAUGGCGUAGCAGAAGUCUUGCAGUUGUCUGAAGAUCAAUUGCAGGCAAGCCGGGAGAUAUAUCGCACACGGGGAAACUCGUCUAGUGCUUCGGUCUUGAUUGUCUUGGAUCGGCUUCGUUCACAAAGUAAAAAGGCGCAUGUUGUGGCUACCUCAUUUGGUCCCGGUCUGGCAAUUGAGAUGGCACUUCUAAGAAGGUGUCAGGUAGAUGAUUGA
Molecule: messenger RNA, 1191 nt
Organism: Penicillium crustosum
Lineage: Eukaryota; Fungi; Ascomycota; Eurotiomycetes; Eurotiales; Aspergillaceae
Exons: 3
Coding region: 1-1191 (396 amino acids)
Biological process (GO): polyketide biosynthetic process
Molecular function (GO): acyltransferase activity, transferring groups other than amino-acyl groups
Source: RefSeq, a predicted model, not a curated record